This is a messenger RNA of Theobroma cacao (cacao), 1285 nucleotides long. NCBI's taxonomy places the organism in Eukaryota, Viridiplantae, Streptophyta, Magnoliopsida, Malvales, Malvaceae. The record is from RefSeq and is a predicted model, not a curated record.
UUUUUUUUAUUGACUAUAUUUUAAUUAUCCGACCAAUAAGUUUAAUGUAUCAAUUCUCGCUUUUAAUAUCGCAGAGGUUUGACUGGCGUGGAGCGGGGUGCAAGGAGAGCAGCUCCAACUGGACCACAUUUUUAUAUUUUAUGCUUUUAUAAACAGCCUAUUUAAUUGAAUUUGCAUUUUGCAUUCAUCGUCUUCUACUAUUGGCUUCUCUGGGGGCGCUCUUUUGAGUUCAUUCAAGCAGAGCCGGUACUCCAAAACAGUAAAGAAAAAAUUGCAGAUUGCAAAUGGUAAUUGCGUUCAUGGUGGUAAUUGUUGUAUGGGUUAGAGGAAGAAAAAGCAUGGCUACGGACACCAAUUUGGCGGAAAGUCGGGCAGUACCUGAAGGUGAAGGGGACGCCCAUUGCAAUGGUAACUUGUGGCAGGAGCAGGAGCUAGAACUUGGAGGUCCUGAUUCUUUAAGUGCAGAUCAUGUCUCGAUCUCCAAGAAAACUCAAAUUCUACUUCGUCAAGGUUUGGCCUUAUCAAGAUACGUCUGGAAAAUUCAAAAUUCAACAGGCUGAGAAGCUGAUUGAAAAACUUAAUCAACAGAUAAUUCCCAUACGUGAUGAAUACUACAAAAUACAGAAUGCUCGUUCAGAAUUAAAUCAUCUAAGAAUUCGCGAGUCGCACUUCCUUAACGCAGUAUAUUGGAAAGAAACCAAACUGGAUAGAUUAAAAGCAGCUCUAGACAAGCUGAAUUUUGCCAAAACUGCUGCAUAUAAAAGAGGAAGCACCAGUUCCAGCACUUCAUCAUCAGGAGAAUGUGAUUUUCAUAGUGUAGGUCACUGGAUGCUACAUGGAUGCAGCAAUUUGGCAACAGAAAAGAAACUCUUAAAACAGAUCCCUGGAAUCCAACAUGAUAAGAUCGAUUCAAGUAUUCUAGUGGCGUCAAUAAAUAUACUCACUGGUUGUAUGCACGAACGCAAGUCAGCAAUUGUGAAACAACAAUGUCGAAGAUUAAAGCAAAUGGUAGCAGAAAUAAGUGCUGUCAAUGCUUGCAGAAAUUGAAGAUGCUACUUGUAAAUAGCAGAGAAAUAAAAGAAAAAAUGCAGCGUUUGAUGUGCAGCUGAAGAAGGAAAAGAAAUAAGUGAGAAACGCAACGUUUUGAUUGCCAACAAAAGAAGACCGUUAAUUAUAUAGCCGUUAAUCAUUUUUAAUUCUUGUUAGUCAGUUAACAGUGCAAUUAGUUAUGUUUUUUUGUCCUUUUCUUGUUGUCAGUGUAGAUGCUAUAUAUAGACACUACCUC